Cryptomeria japonica (Japanese cedar) is the source of this 2130-nucleotide messenger RNA. Its product is annotated as phosphoenolpyruvate carboxykinase (ATP) 1. The record is from RefSeq and is a predicted model, not a curated record. Gene Ontology annotation, molecular function: phosphoenolpyruvate carboxykinase (ATP) activity; ATP binding. The transcript has 13 exons. NCBI's taxonomy places the organism in Eukaryota, Viridiplantae, Streptophyta, Pinopsida, Cupressales, Cupressaceae. Gene Ontology annotation, biological process: gluconeogenesis. Gene Ontology annotation, cellular component: cytosol. Bases 1 to 2130 code for a protein of 709 amino acids.
AUGUGCAUUAAAAGCCCAUUUGAGGGAGGUGGGCCCAUCGAGGAUUGGGGUUGGGGAUCCCAGAUGGAAGAUAAUCAUCCCCAAUCCCCAAAUAAGAUUGCUAUGAAAAAAUACACACAAAAGGGAAAAUUGGGGAUCAGACCUCCCCCAUCCCCGAAAGGGGAAAAGGGAGAGGGGGGGGAAAUAAUGUAUCAUAAAGAGAACCAGAGCUCUGGCAGUGGGGAUAAUAUUCCUACUGGGCUUCAUAAAAUCAGUACUAAUGUUUGUACUGAUGAUAGUGUACCUCCAGUAAAAGCCCAGAGCCUUGAGGAACUUCAUAUGCUACAACAAAAGAAGAAAUCUGCUCCAACUACACCCAAAAUGAAUUCAGCUCAACAAAUGUCUGAAGAAGAUAAGAUGCGACAGCAGUUGAUGUCAAUAAGUGCUUCUCUUGCAUCCCUGACGAGGGAAAAGGGGCCCCAAAUGAUUCAUGGAGAUCCAGAAACGGCAAAGGCAAGAGGGCAGCCUCUCAAGUCCUUAAUUUCUCCCAGACCCACCAUUAGUGACAGUUCUCUGAAGCUCACCCAUGUUCUCUAUAAUCUUUCUCCUCCAGAACUUUAUGAGCCGGCUAUAAAGUAUGAGAAAGGGUCCUUCAUCACUUGUACUGGUGCUCUAGCUACCAUGUCUGGUGCAAAAACAGGCAGAUCACCAAAAGACAAAAGGGUUGUGAGGGAAGAGACAUCUGAGCAGGAUCUAUGGUGGGGAAGUGGAUCUCCAAACAUUGAGAUGGAUGAACAAACAUUUUUGGUCAACAGAGAGAGAGCUGUUGAUUAUCUGAAUUCAUUGGACAAGGUGUUUGUGAAUGAUCAAUUCCUCAACUGGGAUCCAGAGCACAGGUUAAAAGUGAGGAUUAUCUCUGCAAGAGCCUAUCAUUCCCUCUUCAUGCAUAACAUGUGUAUCCGACCAACACCAGAAGAACUGGAGAACUUUGGUGUACCAGAUUUUACCAUCUACAAUGCAGGCCAAUUCCCAUGCAACCGAUACACACAUUACAUGACCUCAUCCACAAGCAUAGAUCUCAACUUGAAACGCAGAGAAAUGGUGAUCCUUGGCACUCAAUAUGCUGGGGAGAUGAAGAAGGGCCUCUUCUCAGUCAUGCACUACCUCAUGCCAAAGAGAGGGAUACUCUCAUUGCACUCUGGAUGUAAUAUGGGCAAGGAAGGAGAUGUUACACUUUUCUUUGGAUUGUCAGGAACUGGAAAGACAACUCUUUCCACAGACCAUCAGAGGGAACUGAUAGGAGAUGAUGAGCAUUGUUGGAGUGAUAAUGGUGUGUCUAAUAUUGAAGGAGGCUGCUAUGCAAAAUGCAUUGACCUGUCAGAGGAGAAGGAGCCUGAUAUUUGGAAUGCCAUUAAGUUUGGAACAGUGCUGGAGAACGUUGUAUUUGAAGAACAUACAAGGGAAGUGGACUACUCUGAUAAAUCUGUCACUGAGAACACAAGAGCAUCCUAUCCCAUUGAAUUUAUACCAAAUGCAAAGAUUCCUUGUGUUGGGCCUCAUCCAAAGAACAUUGUGCUGCUAGCUUGCGAUGCAUUUGGAGUCUUACCACCUGUGAGCAAGCUGACACUUGCACAAACAAUGUAUCAUUUUAUUAGUGGAUACACUGCUCUGGUUGCAGGGACAGAGGAAGGAAUAAAGGAGCCCAAAGCCACAUUCUCAGCUUGCUUUGGAGCAGCAUUUAUCAUGUUACAUCCCACAAAGUACGCUGCAAUGCUUGCUGAGAAAAUGCAGCAGCAUGGCACUACAGCCUGGUUGGUCAACACUGGCUGGUCUGGUGGCAGCUAUGGUGUGGGCAAGAGAAUAAAGCUUUCCUACACCAGGAGCAUAAUCGAUGCCAUUCACAAUGGGUCCUUGUUAAAGGCCAAUUACAACCAGACAUCCAUAUUUGGCCUCAAUAUUCCAGAUCAGGUUGAAGGUGUACCUGCUGAGAUCCUUCGUCCUGAGAACAUGUGGACAGAGAAAAAUGCAUACAUGGAGACAUUGGUGAAGCUCGCUGGGUUAUUCAAGAAUAACUUCUUAAAAUUUCUGGAUUGCAGUGUGGGGAAUGAUACUCAGCUCACUCAACAAAUCCUGGCUGCUGGUCCACAAUAA